AUGGUUAGUUCGUCACAUCGUUCCUCUGGCCCUAGGCCUGGCGCAGGAAAGAAGAAAGUGACGAACCAGGUCGCACCUAAGGAAGCGAAGGGAAAGAGAGAGAGGAGGUCGGGAAAGAAGCAAACAGGAAAGUGUUUCAGGUGUGGAGAGAAUGGGCAUUGGAAGCCAGACUGCCCUAAAAAGGGCAAGGCUACAGAGGCGCAGGCGGAUGUCGAUCAUUGCCAAUGGAUGGACGUUAAGACUGCGUUCUUGAAUGGUAGUCUUGAGGAGACCAUCUACAUGGAACAACCCGAGGGUUAUGCCGUCAAGGGCAAAGAGCACAUGUCUUCUAGGUAUUUCAGGUGUGGAGAGAAGGGGCAUUGGAAGCCAGAAUGUCCUAAAAGGGGCAAGGCUACAGGUGACAAGGCGACUAUGUGA
Salvia hispanica is the source of this 417-nucleotide messenger RNA. NCBI's taxonomy places the organism in Eukaryota, Viridiplantae, Streptophyta, Magnoliopsida, Lamiales, Lamiaceae. The record is from RefSeq and is a predicted model, not a curated record.